This is a messenger RNA of Adineta steineri, 2310 nucleotides long. NCBI's taxonomy places the organism in Eukaryota, Metazoa, Rotifera, Eurotatoria, Adinetida, Adinetidae. The record is from the annotation of a GenBank genome assembly.
AUGACAACAAGUGACUAUCCGACUCGAACAACAGUUUUACUCGAUACGGUACAUGAGCAUGAUCAUGAACAUGAACAUGAUAUAAAUCAUGAAAUGGAUCAUAAUAGUUAUAUUCGACCAAUGAAUGAAGCCAAUGCUACAGGUAACAUUGAUCAAGUUGAUUUGGAUCGAUCAAUUUCACCAAAAUCAAGUCUAGAUGGAUCUUCAAAACGAAAUCGUAUUCAAGCCGUAUUUUUAUCACGUAGUAAUGCAAAUGAUAAAAAAACACAUACAGUCUUAGCUAAUUCAGUUGGCGUUCUUACUAAUUCGACAAAUAAUACGUCUGGUCCUGGUGGUGGAACAAAUGGAACAAAUGAUGUUUGUGAACAUUCAAAUGUUGUUGCUGCACUUGCUCUACAUGCAAGUGCUGCUAUACCUGUCGCUUCAUUAGCUGUACCAACAAAUAAACCACAAUCUACAAAUACAACAAAUUCAACAUCAUCAUCAGCUAAACAAUUUCUUAUUCGUCGUGUUCGUUCUCGAUCAAAAUCUGAUCCACAAUCUGUACCUGAUAAUAAAUCACUUUUUUCAAGGUUUUUUCCUAAAAAAACUAAAAAACCUUUAGCUACAUUAUUAACAACAACAACCAAAGCUAUCGAUGGUCAUACAAAUGCAUAUAGUUAUAAAAACAGACAAAAUGUGAAUAAUAAUUUAUUAACAACAAAUUAUCCAAAUUCGAAUAAUUAUGAAGACUAUGAUGAUGACGAACUUGAUGAACGUACAAUUUCUACUGGUUCAUUGUCAGAUACUGAUCAACAAAAUCAUAAAGAUGGAAGAAUAACAGGUAUUCGAAGUACAAAUACAACUCGAGGUGGUAGUCGAACGAAUAGUGGAAAUGGAAAAAAUACAAGUGCUGGUCCAAAUGCUCUUUCAUUACCGACAUCAGAUUCACAAUAUUAUGCGUCAAUGUCUUCAGCACCAACGGGUUUUUCUAUUUCAUAUCAUAAACGUAUGACAAAAGGAAAUGAUGAUCUUCGAAUACAAGCAGCAAUCGGACGACUUCAACAACAAACUAAACAAGGAACAACAACUAGUGGAGGACCAAGUCAAUUGUUGUCACUUUUUCAAGAUCCAACACGGAGUGGAGCUCAAAGUCCAAAUCAAAUGAGUGGUACAACUCGUAUUAGUAAAACAUUUUCUGGUCAGACAAUAAUUACUAGAAAUAGUUCGUCAGAUCGACCAUCAACAUAUUGUAUACGUCCAACAUCAAGUUCACCAACAAAUGACACUGAUGACACAUUUAUAAGUGAUGAUGAAAUUUAUACUCAUUUUAUGAAAACUCAUACAUGUUAUGAUAUAAUGCCAAAAAGUUCGAAACUCGUUAUAUUUGAUACACAAUUAGCUGUAAAAAAAGCAUUUUAUGCACUUGUUUAUAAUGGUGUACGUGCUGCUCCACUAUGGGAUACGAAACGACAAAAAUUUACUGGAAUGUUAACAAUAACUGAUUUUAUUCUUAUAUUAGAAAAAUAUUAUAAAGAACCAAAUGCUAAAAUAGAAGAACUUGAAGAACAUAGAAUUGAAACAUGGAGAGAAGUUCUAAAAGAAUAUGAAAAACCAUUAUUAUGUGUUAAACCAACGGAUAGUUUAUUUGAUGCAGUUCGAAUAUUAACUGAAAAUCAUGUACAUCGUUUACCUAUUGUUGAUCCAAUAACAAAUAAUGUUGUAUUUAUUUUAACACAUAAACGUGUAUUACGAUUUUUUUAUUUAUAUAUUUAUGAUUGGCCUCAACCAGCAUAUAUGUCAAAAACAUUGGAAGAACUCAAUGUUGGAACUUAUGAUAAUAUGCAUAUUAUUGAAGAAGAUACAUCAGUAAUUGAAGCACUUAAUGAAUUUGUCAAAUAUCGUGUAUCAGCAUUACCUGUUGUUGAUAGUACACGAAAAUUAGUAAAUAUAUAUUCAAAAUUUGAUGUGAUUGGUCUAGCAGCAGAUAAAACAUACACAAAUUUAAAUAUGACAAUAAAAGAAGCAUUAUCUUUUCGUAAAGAACGUUUAGAAAAUGUUGCUAAAUGUUAUAAAAAUGAAUCAUUAUCUACAUGUAUGGAACGUAUUGUUAAAGCUGAAGUACAUCGUUUAGUUGUUGUUGAUAAUGAUGAACAUGUUAUUGGUGUACUUUCAUUAUCUGAUUUACUUCAUUAUAUUGCUAUACGUCCAACUAAAACAUCACGUGCAGGAACAAUAACAACAACAACAAUGCCUAUGCUUGUACCCACAAUAAAUGUAUCUAAUGAAGAUGGUGUAGUAGAAGAAGAAGCAAUAGAAAAAACUGAUUAA